AUGGCUGACUCAAUAGUUAUAACAGCCCUGUUAAUCAAUGACGAGUACGGGAGUUCCAAAGGUGGAAUCUCCACCGUCAAUCGCGAGGUGGCCAAGCUGCUACGGAAGGGCAACGUCCGGGUGUUCUCAACAGUUCUGUAUCCGCCUCCUGAGGAAGAUAUCGAGCGUGCAAAGAGCGACGGCGUCACCCUGUUGAUACCGUACCGUGAUCCCGACGACAGUAGAGAACCGUGUAUAGAAUGGCUGACCUACGAUCACCCGACUCGCUACCCGGUGAAGGCCCUUCCUGAACAGGUGGACAUCAUCGUGGGGCACUUCCCCAUCACCAGCCAAGCAGCCAAGAACAUCAGCGCGCGCUAUCCCCGGGCCAAGACCGUCCUGUGUAACCACAUCAUACCGUUCGACACCGAGCACUUUAAGGGAGACGCCGCGGCCAUAGGGGCGGCUGAGAAGGAGAAGAAGCUGACCAAAGAGGCGAAAGAUGUGCACGCCGUGUUUUCUGUCGGGCAUCGGAUCCAGAACCACUUCAGCAACCAGUACAGGGUGCACGAUCCGCCCAUCUCCCACCAUCUGUACCUCCCACAACCUUCGGAAAGCUUCGCGGAGACCGACGUGCGCUACGGCCCCGGGGAGAAGGUGGUGCUCACUGUCGGACGCGUGACAAAGGUAGAGCGGCUGAAGGGUCUAGACGUGGCGGCCAAGGCCAUGGGGAAAGCGAUCGAGAAGAUCCCGAACGCACGACUGCGAGUCCGCGGGAUUGCUGUCGAAGACUACGCCAAGAGUAAGAAGAUCCUCGAGGAAAACUUGGAUAGUGGCAAGCUGAAGCCGACGCUGCUACCGUACGGAACAGAGAGGGACAUCAUCCAAGACAUCCAGCAGGCCCACCUGGUCCUGAUGCCGUCCCGCGCCGAGCCGUUCGGACUGGUCGGACUGGAGGCCAUCGCAGCGGGCAUCCCCGUCCUCAUCUCGGACCAAUCCGGGCUCGCCGACCUGAUGAGGGAGUUGAUGAAGGAUGGGAAGGUCUCUGCCGACUUCAGGCACAAGAUCGUCUCCACAAGCGUCAGGGACUCCGACCUGGACAAGACCGCUCAGGUUUGGGCGGACAAGAUCGUGGACAUACUCGACGACGCGUACUUGGAGUCUGAAUUCAAGAAGGCGGCACAGUUCAAGAAAGAGCUGCUGGAGUCCAAGUACUGGGAAGAGUCUCACAAGACGUUCCUGGAGGUGUGUGGUGCACCCAAAGGGAAGAAGUAACUGAAAGGACGUGAGUGCUCGACUCGGAACCAAGAGGUCACGAGUUCGAGUCCUGACAUGCAUGCCACCGAUCUUAACAGGAUUUUCCUCACUUCGCUCAGGUGGAAAUGAGUACUAGUAUUGUAUUGUCUCUUGUGUUGGUGGCGGCAUUGAUAUAAGUUGGAAAAACUUGAGUGUGCCGUCACCACGUCUUGUGAUUACAUGUUGGAAUAUUUAAAAGAGUGUAUUUUAAGUAAGAAGAUUAAUCCUAUCAAAGAACACACUGUUUGUCUGGAAACGAUUUUAUUGGGUUGAGACUGCAAAGCAUUACUCCAAAUUCAUUAGUUGCACAAGGUGUAAUAAUUGCACUUACCAGAAUGGGUGGUGCUCUAUAUAACGUUAUGUAUCCCUUCAUACAUAAUGUAGAAAAAUGCAGUACACAUUAUAACUACAUGUAUCUCUUGACUAUAAUAAUUGGGUGAUGCCAUAUUGUACUGUUUGUUUGUUUGCUUUGAAUAAACAGGAUCUGUAUUUACAAUUUCAAGAGAAAGUAUUGAGCACAUGUCAUGUAGAACCAUUUGAAAUUGCAACAAGGAACAACAGAAACCAAAUUAACACAUCCAUACAAUAUUAACAGUUUCUGCAACACAUUGAUAAGACUAGCUAUUGACUUCAUGGGCAAAGUUAUAUUUCUUAAUCUUCAAAAUAUUCCAUGUACAUGAACCAAAUUAACAUGAAAACUGUAUCCAGAGUAGUUGAAAUGAAGCUGUACUAUCAAUAAAAUAGCACAAAAUUAAAUCAUUAUGUGCAACAUAUCAUACAUUUGUAUGUGCAUUGCUUAUCAUUUUCAAAUGAACAUAGAAUU
Molecule: messenger RNA, 2098 nt
Organism: Branchiostoma belcheri (Belcher's lancelet)
Lineage: Eukaryota; Metazoa; Chordata; Leptocardii; Amphioxiformes; Branchiostomatidae
Product: D-inositol 3-phosphate glycosyltransferase-like
Exons: 5
Coding region: 1-1254 (417 amino acids)
Biological process (GO): apoptotic process; proteolysis
Cellular component (GO): cytoplasm
Source: RefSeq, a predicted model, not a curated record